Molecule: messenger RNA, 1368 nt
Organism: Orbilia oligospora ATCC 24927
Lineage: Eukaryota; Fungi; Ascomycota; Orbiliomycetes; Orbiliales; Orbiliaceae
Exons: 3
Coding region: 1-1368 (455 amino acids)
Biological process (GO): protein deneddylation
Cellular component (GO): COP9 signalosome
Molecular function (GO): protein binding; metallopeptidase activity
Source: RefSeq, a predicted model, not a curated record
AUGACCGUCGCGAAACCCCCACACCCCCUCAUAUCGUCUCAUGCCUCCACCUCCGGGCUCAAAAUCUCACUACAUCCACUCGCACUACUCACGAUCUCAGAUUACGUUUCCCGUCAUACACUCCGACAGAUCAAGGGACCUAUCGUCGGAGCUUUAUUAGGCUCACAGAAUGGAAGAGAGAUUUCCAUAGAACACGCGUAUGAGCUCAAGCUCAUCGAUUUGCCGGUUGAAGAUGGGAAGAUGGAUACGGAUGGAGAAGAGAAUGUUAGGGUCGAUGAGAGUUGGUUUGUACAAAAGUUGAAGCAGUUCAAGGACGUCCACCCAACCCUUGACUUCAUCGGGCACUUCACAUAUUUACCUCCACCACCGAACCAUCUCCCCCGUCAACUACAGUUAAACAUUCAGACACAGCUCCUAACUCACAAUGAAUCUCUCAUCUUCUUGGCCCUUCACCCGUCAGCUUUAUCAACUUCCAAUGGUGGGAAGCUACCUCUUACAAUCUACGAAUCAGUAUAUGAAGAAGAAGGGGAUACUCCAGAGACGAAAGUUCUUAAGAUGAAAUUCACGGAACUGGAUUAUACCGUUGAAACCGGGGAAGCAGAAAUGAUUGGUGUUGAUCAGGUUGCAAAGGGUCCUUUGAAUGCCGGUGAUGAAACUGGUGGGAAGGCUACUGGGAAUUCGAAAGAAGAUAAACCACCUGGGAUAUCCUCAAAGGAUGAGUCUAAAAAGGAAGCUAAAGGAAAAGGAAAGGUAACCGAGGCUUCAUCUUCUAAGGAGGAGAAAGAGGUUACUUUUGAAAGUAUUGCUUUGCCCACACAAACCCAAGAAUUACUAUCUACUCUAACAGCAAAAGCAAAUGCCGUUCGAAUGCUUCACUCCCGUCUAACACUCCUAUUAGCCUACCUCCGCUCCAUCGAAUCAAACUCCUCAACUCCAUCACCUCAACAACCUAAAAUCUCCCAUCCCCUCCUCCGUUCUCUCCUCUCGCUGACAAACCGUCUCCCACUACUCGAACCACCAGCAACAGCAGAGUCUAGCCUUUCAUCAGAAUCUCUAGCAGAACUCAGUGACGUCCACCUCGUUGCGCUCUUGGGUGCUGUUACAUCGAGUAUUGAGAUUUCAAAGGAAGUUGGAAGGAAAUUUGGAGCUGUAGAGGCUAGUAGAGGUGGCCGGGAGAGGGGUGGUCCUGGUGCCGGUGGCCCUGGUGGACAAGGGGGCGGGAUGAUGGAGUUUGGAGGGUAUGAUAGUACUGGUGAUGAUUUCGGUGGGUUUGGAGGUGGAAUGGGAGUUAGAGGUGGGCUCAUGGGAACGCUUGGAGGAUUGUUGAAGAAUAGCGGAGGGGCUAGGAUGGGUGGAAGGAGGUUCUAA